GUCGGGAAACAUGGCGGAAGACUGUCAAGUAGCUCCGUCUUUUCCAACAGAGUCAAUUAAAGUGAUUGCAGAGAGCAUAGGCAUUUCAGCAGUAGGCGACGAUGUAGCUAAAGAGUUGUCAGAGGAAGUCACCUUCAGAUUAAAGAUCCUAAUUCAGGAUGGGAUGAAAAAUAUGCAUCAUGGCAAGAGAAAACGUUUCUCAACUGCUGAUUUUGAUAAUGUAUUAAAACUAAAAAAUAUAGAGCCACUGUACGGUAUCCAUCCUGGAGAACAUAUCCCCUUCCGAUUUGCUUCUGGUGGAGGACGUGAACUCCACUUUUUAGAGGAUAAAGAACUUGAAAUUAACGAAAUGGUAUCUUCAUCAACACCACGGCUUCCGCUACAGAUGACAGUCAAACCACAUUGGCUGGCCAUUGAAGGUGUACAGCCUACUAUACCAGAAAAUCCUCCUCCAAUUACUAAGGAUGCUCAGAAGAAGGACUCUGUGGAUCCAGCAGCUAAACUGUCAGCUCAGCAGGAGAACAAGGAUCAGAAGCAUAUUCAUGGCCGAGGCAUGAAGAGCAUUGAGACAGUAAAGGUGAAGCAGUUGGCUACUCAUGAACUUUCUGCAGAACAACAGCUUUAUUACAAAGAAAUCACUGAAGCUUGUGUUGGUUCUGAUGAGCCCAAAAGAGGGGAAGCACUUCACAGCUUGGCCUUUGACCCAGGUCUCCACCAGAUGGUCCCAAGGUUGUGUACUUUCAUUGCUGAGGGCAUUCGGGUGAACGUUGUGCAGAAGAACCUGGCACUUCUCAUCUACCUUAUGCGGAUGGCUAAGGCGUUGUUAGACAAUCAGACUCUUUAUUUGGAAAAAUAUAUGCAUGAACUGGUACCAUCAGUGAUGACAUGCAUUGUGAGUCGACAGUUGUGCAUGAAGCCAGACAUGGAUAAUCACUGGGCUUUAAGGGAUUUUGCUGCCCGCCUUAUUUCGCAGAUUUGCAAGAAUUACAAUACAACCACAAAUGGCUUGCAGACUCGAAUUACAAGGGUGUUUUCUCGCUGUCUUAAUACAGAGAGAACUCCCCUGUCUUCUGUAUAUGGUGCUGUUGCUGGCUUGUCAGAACUUGGUCCUGAGGUGACGAAAGUAUUUGUGUUACCCAAGCUUCGGGCAUUAAGUGACAAGAUUGAGCAGUGCAUGGAGGGCAUGAAUGCUUAUGACAAGAAUGCUGCUUCCCACAUCAAAGGCUUAUUACUGAAAACUGUAGCACCAGUUCUAAAGACACUGCGAAACCCUCCUGAUACAGUAGCUGAUUAUAAGAUGGAGUAUGGAUACCUGGGCCCACAGUUGCAAACAGCUGUAGUGAAGGCACGGCAAGCACCUCCCCCUCCCACUACCACACUCACAGCACCUAUCAGAGCCAUUACGCCCACUACUACUCGCAUCAUACAGCAGGGUACAGUUCCGGGGAUGAGUAGUGUAGGACCUCGUACAGUUGUGGUAAACAAACCCCCAACCUCAGGCAUAGGGCAACAGCAGCCAGGACAGAAGGUGAUCAUUAUGACUUCUCGACCUCCCACACCAAGCCAGAGUGCCACAACUGAGACAAUGGGAGGUGUCGUGAAAACAGCUGUUGUCAAUGCUGGUGGUACAGGACUCACCACAGUGACUGUUAAUCCAAGUAGUCUUCCAGCAGGAUCUCUCUCGCAAAAUGCCCUCACCACUUCUGCCCUAACCUCACAAAGCAGCACACAACAGACGACAAAGUAUGUGGUUGUGACCGGGCCCAACCAAGGCACCAUUAAGACCGAGAUCAAGCAAGAAACAGACCUAAACCAGUCACAGCAACCCAUGGAUCUGACAUAAGACUUGUUUAUAAAGGAUGCAGGAGUGAUCUUAAUUUUAUAAUACCAAGAAAUUCAUAGGAAUUAAGAUAAAAGAGAUAUUCUCAGUUAUAUGUCAUAGUUGAUGAAGUGGAGAGACAAAUUGCCAUAAGCAUAUCUUCUUUAGACAGCAUUUCGAUUAUAUUUUUAAACUGAAUGUGAACAUAUGUUGACCACCAGAUGUACUAAGCAUAAUUUUUUCCACUGCAAGAUAUAGUCCAUAAUUUUAUAUUUAUUUUUUAUUAUGUUCAUUAUUUCUGCAUUUGGAACAAGAGUAUUUGAACAUUAACAAAUAUUAUUUCACUGUAUUGUACAAAAAGUAGUUUUAAGAUUUUUUUUCUCAGAUUUUGCUACAAAGUAGAAGUGAUUCAUCAAUGGAGUACUGCAUUCUAUUCAAGAAUCAUUUAGCACAGAAUUAUAAUAAUGAACAUUAUGUAUAUAUUAACUGACAUUUGAUUUUGUAUUUAUGAAAUAAAAAAAUUAUGUCAUC
This is a messenger RNA of Penaeus indicus, 2350 nucleotides long. It is a transcript of the gene Taf6, whose product is annotated as transcription initiation factor TFIID subunit 6-like. Bases 11 to 1843 code for a protein of 610 amino acids. Gene Ontology annotation, cellular component: SAGA complex; SLIK (SAGA-like) complex; transcription factor TFIID complex. Gene Ontology annotation, biological process: RNA polymerase II preinitiation complex assembly; transcription initiation at RNA polymerase II promoter. The transcript has 11 exons. Lineage: Eukaryota; Metazoa; Arthropoda; Malacostraca; Decapoda; Penaeidae. The record is from RefSeq and is a predicted model, not a curated record. Gene Ontology annotation, molecular function: protein heterodimerization activity; transcription coactivator activity; RNA polymerase II general transcription initiation factor activity.